Molecule: messenger RNA, 1897 nt
Organism: Acanthopagrus latus (yellowfin seabream)
Lineage: Eukaryota; Metazoa; Chordata; Actinopteri; Spariformes; Sparidae
Exons: 4
Coding region: 31-741 (236 amino acids)
Source: RefSeq, a predicted model, not a curated record
UUCCCAAAUGCAGUUCAUGUGAAUCAGCUGAUGAACCAGACCUUCUCAUUAAGACGCAAAGAAAUUGUGGAAGAGCAGCCCCCUUUGAAACAGAUGUUGGAACGAUGGCCAGCUCUCUUCAGAAAACAACAGGUCUUUGCAGAAUUCACAAGAGUGGCAAGUAAAGAUCUUGAAUGGGACUUCUUUGAGUCCUUGGACUGCCAUACCCCACGUUUCCUUGAGAUCUUCAAAUCUAAAACUGGAAUAAUUGGAAGGACACUUAAGGAGAUCCUUUCCCAGGUUGAAACAAAGACCCAUGAUAUCGAAGCCAUGAGGACUGCUGUCCUGCGAUGUCUUCCAGUUUUCCUCGGGGAUGAUGGAAGUGAUUUUUUCAAAGUCUGUUUUGACACUGAUACCAUCGCAGAUGUCACACAAGUUCCUGUUGGGGUCUUGACUGUUAUACCUGAAGACAGACAGCAGCCAGGUCCACAUGCCCUGCACCUUGAACCCUCCAGCAUUGCUAUCAUACUGGAAGGUAAUAUCGUCAUGGAUGACAUUGGAAGCCACGCACAAGCUUUUUGUGUUACAUUUGGACUAAUAUACGCUCUUCAUUUGGAUUAUCCAAAAAGACUCAGGAACACCUUUGACUUCAUUCAGAGGGUGAUGCUCAACCUGGGUGGGCAACCUGAGACCAAAACUUCAGAGCUUGAAAAAUGCUCUUUUGCAGUAGGUGGGUGUACUGCUGGCAGAUCCUUAAAAUAGCAAGGGAUCCUGAAGCAUAUUGAUUUGAGUGUUAAACUCAUAUAUUUGCAACUAACCUCUGCAAAGUUAAGUUACAGUCUGUCACAGAUGGAUGAUUUUGGUUACUUGUUAUACUUAAGUUUCUAUAGUGUCUCAGUCUGUGGGAUGGAGGGUUAAUCCCAUCUUGAUUAAUCUAAACUAGUUUGUGAAGUUUAGUAAAUAAAAGUUUGACUGAAUGUAAGUGGCAUUAGCAGUCUUCUGAAGAGCAGAGUCAUUUUGAGAAGUCAGACUCAGGGAAUGAGUCAGAUGAUUGCAAAAAACCUCCUUGUGUACUUAUCCAAAUGUUUGUUUUAAAAUGUUGGGACACACCACCCCUAAAUGUUAAAGAUGUUACAGAAAGAUUUGAUGGCAGUGAGCCUUAACUACCAGUUAAGUUGUACUAUAGAUGCACCAAUUUUCUGUCCUUGUGAAAAAAUAUUGAAUUUAUUUGUUGAAUUGUUUGGAUUUGCUUAAAUCAUCUUGCGUUCUAGAUAACUCAGACCAUACCAGCAUUAAUACACCUAGUUUGAUAGUGACCCCAAAAUUUUUAGGGAUACUUCUACUGCAAGUUGUUAAUGUCGAUGGAGCUUUGGGGAAUUCAAAUACCCAGAUUGCCUGUAUAAAUCCACCUAUUUUUGCAUUUUGUUUUGUUUAUUGCAUUUCAAGUAUAUGCAUUGUUUGUGGUUCAUUUAACUUGAAAGCUGGCUGAAGCUUAAUUGAAUAUUGGUAUUGUGAUAAAAGGAGCCUUGUUGUAGUCUUAAGUAAUGUCAGAGAAGGUUUCUACAUUUGUUUAGAAAAACUUGCUUAUAAAAGAUUAUUUUACAAGGCUUACAUUUUUGUUUUUAUGGUGAAAUAUCAUUUGUUUCCACAAACAGUGGCCUUGGCUUAAGGUGCACAGCAUUACAUUUUGUUCAAAUAAUAAAAGCCUGCAAACUUAUCAUUCUUUGUUCUGCUUACUUGAUUUUUUUAGUGCAAUCGGUUUCCUAGAUUCUACUGAGUAAACACAACUGUACAGUUAAGUAAGACUAACUUGGCUUACUUAAGUUGGUAACACUUAGAAAGAUCAAGCUCAUUAUACUUACUAUUUUUAAGUUUAAACAACUUAAUAAAAUUAAGUAAACACAACUGCUCAGUUAAG